AUGAGGUGUUUGGUGAAUGAGAGGGCCUUGAAGACCUCUUCUCCAUCGCAUACCCGCCCAGCAUCACCGAGCUUACUGGAAAUCCUUGCUGGUCAGUUCUCCCCGGAGGCACCAAGUUCAGUAAAUGUGGUGUUAGGGAUAGCAUUAAGAGGUGCAAUUGAAUGCCCUGGGUUCGGUGGUGUAGUGUUAGCACCCCUGAACGGCAAUCUGGAGGCCAGAGUUCAAUUCCCGGUCGUCCCCUGGCUCUCUUUCGCCCUCUCGUGCCAUCCAACUCCUUCAACAGGUUGUGCUCCAGACCCUUCCAUGGAGAGGGGAGUUCUAGUGAGGUCUGCCCGGACCGAGGGGGAGAAGCUCCUCUUGUGGCCCGUCAACUAUAACCCAUAG
Messenger RNA from Darwinula stevensoni, 384 nucleotides. Lineage: Eukaryota; Metazoa; Arthropoda; Ostracoda; Podocopida; Darwinulidae. The record is from the annotation of a GenBank genome assembly.